Molecule: messenger RNA, 1160 nt
Organism: Ectocarpus sp. CCAP 1310/34
Lineage: Eukaryota; Phaeophyceae; Ectocarpales; Ectocarpaceae
Source: the annotation of a GenBank genome assembly
AUGUCCGCUGCUGGGAGUGCCUCUCAAGGGACGAAACGCAAAGAAUUUCUUCAACGUUUUGGAGAGAGAAGAGGGUGACGGGGUCGCAGGGUCCGACAACCCACGACACAACCCCCAGCACCGGUCACCCCGGUGGUCUAGUGGUAUCCUCGUAAUCCGCUAGUCGCAGAGGUCGUGAGUUCGAAUCUCAAUGGCGUGAAAAAUACGAAAGUUGCGGGUGAAAGCGAAAUAGUCUAUAGUUCAAUCAAAAAGCUCGAGCAAACUCCUUUGUGUUGGUCGAAGAUGGACUGCGCCUCUGCACAAGCCCAACAUGUCACCAUGCACAUACUACUCCUGCCGUUCACCUGUCGCCGUCCUUCCACAUCUACCUGUCCAUGACACAUGCUGCCACUUGAUGCGGCAACUUCUGGGAACAACACGGACACAGGGAGUACCCCCGUACCCGUACGCACAACCUCUCAUUCCUCCCUUGUCAAACACAAAUGAUGUAACAUGCAUGAAAUGAUGAACUCUGUCUAUAUUUACGAGUAUGGUCCACGCUGCCUACAAAUCGGAGAGGUAGCCAUACCUCCUGCCUACACACGGACGAGAGAGGUGAACACACCCACUGCAUUUAACACACACCCACAUGUCGGUGGUGAAACCUCAUCAACCACACGCCUCUAUCGGCGACCACGUCAUCAGGAGGCAAUGAUGAGAAAUGUUCUCCCGUGCCCUUCUCACAUUUAACGACAUGAAAUUCCACAACAUAACAUAUAUGAGACACACAAGACAGCUACCAAACUGAUUUGUUGAGUGAGCCUGUCACCCGAGAGUUGUCCCUAUAUGCUGUCUAGGAAAUCGUAGACAUACAGGUAGUUUUCUCUGACCCUAUGCUUCAAUUGUUAAUCUGUCUCUGACUCUUUUUCUAUGAUAGAGAUGGCACAUCAGCCGCACAUACUCCGCACAUGUGCAUACUAAACUGAGAAUAUGUUUGUAAACUGAUGGAGAUUGCAUGUGUUAGAACUAAUAGGGUGCGACACACAAAACGCCCGACUACCCAACAGUACCCAACACCUUUCGUCUGCACCUUCCCAACAUAACAUAUAUGAGACACACAAGACAGCUACCAAACUGAUUUGUUGAGCCUGUUACCCACAGGGGAGAUGUCCCUAUAUGCU